CUUGCUCUGUGUCUUUGUUGUUUCAGAUUUUCGCAGGAAAAAAGGGUUUAGACAAAGAAAAAAGACAGCUCCCCAGAAAGAAUAUUAGCUUUUUGAACAUUAACUAAAAUUUAUUACAGUAAGAAGAGAUGUGCACACCCUUAGCUCCUAUGAGGCUCCUAUUAACCACCACCACCACUACCACCUCUUUUUUUUCAUCUUCUUCCUUUGAAUUUCAUUCUAAAUCACUUAAAUCAGCGAACCCAAUUCUCAAUCAUUCAUGUUUUUCCAGAAAGCAGAGCCUUUCACCCUCCAAUCUCACGUGGCUUUGUGGAUAUAUGAGAAGAGAUCAAGAUAUGGAUUGUUGGAAGGCGGAAGAGGAGAAUUUUGUCUCCAGAUUUGGUUCUGAUGAAGAUACUGGCACGCAAAUUCCAACCCAAGUCCAGUCUCUUGUAGAAGGAUCAAGCACAGCAGUGAUGACAGAGUAUAAACCUGCUCCUGAUGUUGACUAUCUACAGGAGUUAUUGGCCAUUCAACAGCAAGGCCCCAGAGAUAUUGGCUUUUUCGGGACACGGAACAUGGGAUUCAUGCAUCAAGAACUCAUUGAGAUUCUUAGUUAUGCCCUUGUUAUAACUAAAAAUCAUAUUUAUACAUCAGGUGCAUCUGGGACUAAUGCAGCUGUUAUCAGAGGUGCUUUAAGAGCAGAGAAACCAGAGCUGCUUACAGUAAUCUUGCCUCAGAGUUUGAUGAAACAGCCACCUGAGAGCCAGGAAUUACUGGCGAAAGUGAAGAAUGUGAUAGAGAAACCUAACAAUGAUCAUUUACCACUGAUUGAAGCCAGCAGGUUGUGUAAUAUGGACAUCAUUUCACAAGUACAGCAAGUGAUUUGCUUUGCCUUCCAUGACAGCAAGCUACUCAUGGAAACCUGUCAAGAAGCGAAAAACCUGAGGAAAAUCGUGACUCUGUUUUACCUGGACUGAAGCAAAUCAAUUCACUUGUCGAUAUAAUGUUUUGAUAAUUCUUUCUGUCUGUAAAUUAGGAGACUCAGAUUUGGAUACACUGCUUCUGCAUUUCUGCAAAAUUGUAACAAUGGUGAAGGGGGCCAAUUCGCUCCUCUUGAAUGGAAAGAUGAGAAAAAUAGUUUCUUA
Messenger RNA from Mercurialis annua (annual mercury), 1127 nucleotides. RefSeq lists its product as uncharacterized. The coding region runs from base 129 to 959 and encodes 276 amino acids. Gene Ontology annotation, molecular function: S-adenosylmethionine-dependent methyltransferase activity. NCBI's taxonomy places the organism in Eukaryota, Viridiplantae, Streptophyta, Magnoliopsida, Malpighiales, Euphorbiaceae. The transcript is spliced from 6 exons. The record is from RefSeq and is a predicted model, not a curated record.